Messenger RNA from Centropristis striata (black sea bass), 1466 nucleotides. RefSeq lists its product as uncharacterized. The record is from RefSeq and is a predicted model, not a curated record. Gene Ontology annotation, molecular function: transmembrane signaling receptor activity. Gene Ontology annotation, cellular component: membrane raft. Gene Ontology annotation, biological process: B cell receptor signaling pathway; positive regulation of cytokine production; regulation of B cell differentiation. The coding region runs from base 244 to 1035 and encodes 263 amino acids. The transcript has 6 exons. NCBI's taxonomy places the organism in Eukaryota, Metazoa, Chordata, Actinopteri, Perciformes, Serranidae.
ACUUUUCAUGUCAUGUUUUCACUUUCAAGUGUUUUAAACAGAGUUUUAAAUGCUCUUUUCAUUAGAGCUCUUGUCCCUUUAGUGUCCCCAAUGAGUCAGUGUCCAGAACAUUUUGAGGAAGUGGUUUUGCCAGAAACAGGAAACCAAACACUGCAGUUUAUGUACCAAGAAAAACUGAAAUACUGAACAGAUACGUGGAAUAACCUCAGCGAAGAAGACUAGAAAUAGCCAAAAGAUCACGUCAUGGAAGCUCAACAAGUUCGGCAUCUUUCUUUCAUGUCGACCAUGUCAUGGAUAUUUGUCUUUUUCUUCCUAUCUGUAUGCUCAGGAAUGAACAAACCAACGCUGAGCCUGCAGAGCACAGUCUUUGUGGCGUUCACAGGAGAAACGCUCACCAUUGACUGUGAGUUGAAGAUGCCAGCAAACCAAAGCAAAGACAUGUUGACGUGUUCUGAUCCUCUCAACAGAGAGAUAUACAGCUGUGAAAUAGCAGAGACGAACCAGCCAAAAGUUGAUAAUCUGAUAUUGGAGCUGAAAAACCUGACCAGUUCAGGAGAAUACAGUUGCCAAUAUAAAAAAGCCAAAGUGUUCUGGUUUCUUCGAGUGAGAAGUGAAGGCUACAAGGACCGCACGAUGCUUGAUUACAGUGAAUUCAUCAUUGUGUCCGUCUUCACUGGUGUGCUGCUGAUUUUCAGUGUUGUUGGCUCAGUGUGUGUCUUCAGAGGAUGUGGGAGGGACUCCAACGCUGAAUGUUGCAGCACCGGUGGAAAACGAAAGCAGAACAGAACAGUAAGCGAGGAGAGACAGAGGGAGGGAGACAACGUGGAUGAAAUAACAGCUCCGUCUACUUCUUUCUAUGCUAGUCUGGAGCCUCGGCCCAGGUCCAUUUAUGAUGAGCUGGACUACUCAGCUACCAACAGAGAGCCAGUCCAAAGCAAAGCCAAACCCAAGAAAAAGGAACCAGAACAAUCGAGGACACAAACCACACAAGACCAGCAAGAAGGAGUGUUUGAGUCUGUCUACGAGAACUUCUGACUUAUUCAUCAGAUUGUGAUAUUUAUAUUAGUGGCUGCAAAGAUCUUGUUUUGCUCUGCUGUGUCGUUGUCACCUGUUACCAGAAAGUAUUUCGAGUCUUUAAAGGUAAAAUAAACAAAACCACUAAUAUGGUGCUAAAUCAAUUAGGAUAGAAUCUUGAAUGUGACUUUGUUCCAGUAAAGACAUGAUUUUUAUUCAUUUGUAUAUUGCUUGUUUUAGUUUUGUUUGUUACUGCUCCUUUUCUAAUCUAACCUGUUACAUAACUUACUUGUGCAGGCCGUUAUUUCUAGACAAUAUUGGACAGGUGAAUGUGGGUAAGGUUUGAUGGGAAAUGAAGAUGAAUAGUGCAGUUGUGAGUUGCAUCCACUAUGUUUAUAACAGUAUGCUUUAAAACUGCCAUGUGAAAUCGUCAUUGUCAUCACUAAGUCAAA